Daldinia caldariorum is the source of this 1433-nucleotide messenger RNA. Its product is annotated as actin-related protein 2/3 complex, subunit 1. Lineage: Eukaryota; Fungi; Ascomycota; Sordariomycetes; Xylariales; Hypoxylaceae. The coding region runs from base 237 to 1328 and encodes 363 amino acids. The transcript is spliced from 3 exons. Gene Ontology annotation, molecular function: actin filament binding. The record is from RefSeq and is a predicted model, not a curated record. Gene Ontology annotation, biological process: Arp2/3 complex-mediated actin nucleation. Gene Ontology annotation, cellular component: actin cytoskeleton; Arp2/3 protein complex.
CUGCACCCCACCGCUGGUGGACCUCGCAUUUCUAGCUUCUAGCAUGCUGGCUGUUAACUUACACCUCCUUUCUCCCUCCCAAAUCUUUUAAGACAUCAUCAUCAUCUACCAUCUACCAUCUACCUCGACGUGGUAGUAGAGAGCUAUACUCCUAUCACUGGUAGGCACGAAAGCUAAAAGAAGAGAGAGAGAGAGAGAAAAGAAGGAAUAAAAGAAAGAAGAUAUACUUAUUAAAAAUGGCCGCCCCAGAGGUUCACCAUCUCUUUCACCGGCCUAUUGCCGACCACUCUUUCUCAGCCGAUCGUCAGACAUUGGCGGUGGCGAAGGACUCUACUAUCGAACUAUACGGAAAAGUAGGAGGUGCCUUCAAAUUGAAAGAUGAGCUGAAAGGUCACGAUAAAACCAUCACCGGCGUCGAUAUUGCUCCAGGCAGCGGCCGAAUUGUCACGUGUUCCCAAGACCGUAAUGCUCUAGUUUGGGAGCCAUCUCCCACCGGAUACAAGCCAACUCUGGUGUUACUUAGAAUUGCUCGAGCGGCUACCUUCGUUCGCUGGUCUCCGUCUGAGACCAAGUUCGCUGUUGGUUCUGGCGAUAGGGUCAUCGCUAUCUGUUACUUCGAAGAGGAGAACGACUGGUGGGUUUCCAAGCACCUAAAGAAGCCUAUUCGAAGCACUAUUACCACUGUCAACUGGCACCCUAACUCGGUGCUGCUUGCUGCUGGCUCUACCGAUGCCCACGCGAGAGUUUUCUCUAGCUUCAUCAAGGGCAUUGAUGCUCGCCCCGAGCCUAGCGUUUGGGGAGAACGUCUACCGUUUAAUACCGUCUGCGGUGAAUUCCUAAACAACUCCGCUGGUUGGGUACACUCUGUCGCAUUCUCUCCAAGCGGCGACGCUCUCGCUUUUGCUGCACAUGACAGCAGCAUUACGGUCGUCUACCCUACUGCCCCUGAGCAACCCCCGCGAGCCGUCAUUAGCGUCAACACCCAGCUCUUACCCUUCAUGAGCCUGAUUUGGAACGGCGAAAAUGAAAUUAUCGCAGCUGGCCACGACUGCGAGGCAUUCAGAUUCAGCGGCGACGCUUCUGGGUGGCAGCUGAGCGGCACUUUGGAAUCUAAGGGAAGGCCCGGUUCAGGAGACGCUCGGGAAGAGUCUGCCUUGAACAUGUUCAGGCAGAUGGAUUUGAAAGGCAAGGUCAAAGAUGAUACCCAACUAAAGACUAUUCACCAGAACACCAUCUCGACCAUACGCAUAUACGAGUCUAAUGGUGGAGCCGUCACCAAGUUCAGCACAAGCGGCGUUGAUGGUAGAAUUGUCAUCUGGCACACGUAGACUCACAGAUAAUAAACAUCAGCAUCAAAUCGACGUGUCUUAAAAUCUAUCGUCUUUGUUCUUGCCGCCCCGUGUUUCUUCCCGUUUCUCUUCUUGCAGUAACUC